AACCAAGUAUGAGUGUGUAUAUAUGCAUAUGAAGAAACAGAUAAUCCCAUAAAUAGGAUUUCUGAUCCACAUAGCUGGAUUUAACCUGUAGCCUCCUGUAUGUUUAAUUAUUGAUGUCCUGUCUGCUACAAUACAAUACCAUCUCUAAUAAUAAUAAUAUAUAUAUAUAUAAACACCCUCAGUCUCCAUUUAUCCACACCCUUCCUGGUAGCUGGAUACCAUCACUGAAAAGUAAAGCAAGAAGAAUGGGAGGACAUGAUCAUGUGGUGUGGUGGAUGUGUGUUGUUGUGGUGUUAGCAAUGGGGGAUUUGGUCCUUGGAAUGGCUCCGAGAAGGCCGGUAGCUGUGCCAUUCGGUCGGAACUAUGUGCCGACAUGGGCAUUUGACCAUAUCAAAUACUUCAAUGGUGGUUCAGAGAUCCAGCUGGUGCUAGAUAAAUACACUGGAACUGGUUUCCAGUCCAAGGGCUCUUACCUUUUUGGACAUUUUAGUAUGCAGAUUAAAAUGGUCCCUGGUGACUCUGCCGGCACCGUCACCGCCUUUUAUCUAUCCUCCCAAAACAACGAGCACGACGAGAUCGACUUCGAGUUCCUCGGAAACCGGACGGGGCAGCCGUACAUUUUACAAACAAAUGUAUUCACCGGCGGCAAGGGUGACCGGGAGCAACGAAUCUAUCUAUGGUUUGACCCCACGGCAGCUUUCCAUUCCUACUCCGUCCUCUGGAACAUGUACCAAAUAGUGUUUUUUGUGGAUGAUGUGCCAAUAAGAGUGUUCAAAAACAGCAAAGAUUUGGGAGUGAGAUUCCCAUUCAACCAACCGAUGAAGAUCUACUCAAGUUUAUGGAAUGCAGAUGAUUGGGCAACAAGAGGUGGGUUGGAGAAGACUGAUUGGUCAAAGGCACCAUUUGUGGCUGCAUACAAAGGUUUCCACGUGGACGGUUGUGAGUCGUCAGUAAACACACAGUUUUGUGCAACACAAGGCAAAAGGUGGUGGGACCAGAAGGAGUUUCAAGAUCUUGAUGCUUACCAAUGGCGUCGUCUUCAAUGGGUACGCCAAAAGUACACCAUUUACAACUACUGCACUGACCGGAAGCGGCUUCCGGUCAUGGCUCCUGAAUGCAAGAGAGACCGUGAUGUUUGAUUGCAUAUUGGGUGGUUGGGUUUUAUAUAUAAUCUGCAUCUUCCCUCUAUUUAUUAUUAUAAUAUAUGCAUUUAUAAAGUGAGGAUGGGAUUUGAUGAUGUAUGUAUUCUAUGGUGUGGUUGUAUUCUUUCUAAUAUCUUUUUCAAUACAUUUUAAUAUUGUGUGGUGAAUUUGAUUUGUGUUAUCUUGUUAUAUGCGAGUCAAGUAAUCAUGAUAAGGAGCUUGAAAAUUAAUGAUAAA
Messenger RNA from Helianthus annuus (common sunflower), 1379 nucleotides. RefSeq names its product probable xyloglucan endotransglucosylase/hydrolase protein B. Bases 114 to 1139 code for a protein of 341 amino acids. Gene Ontology annotation, cellular component: cell wall; apoplast. The transcript has 4 exons. Gene Ontology annotation, biological process: cell wall biogenesis; xyloglucan metabolic process. The record is from RefSeq and is a predicted model, not a curated record. Lineage: Eukaryota; Viridiplantae; Streptophyta; Magnoliopsida; Asterales; Asteraceae. Gene Ontology annotation, molecular function: hydrolase activity, hydrolyzing O-glycosyl compounds; xyloglucan:xyloglucosyl transferase activity.